Molecule: messenger RNA, 1245 nt
Organism: Eimeria necatrix
Lineage: Eukaryota; Apicomplexa; Conoidasida; Eucoccidiorida; Eimeriidae
Exons: 1
Coding region: 1-1245 (414 amino acids)
Source: RefSeq, a predicted model, not a curated record
AUGAGGCCCCGCCUCCCCCCGCCGGCCCUGCGGCUGCUGCUUCCUGUCUUUGUCUCUUUUCUCUUUUCGCAUUUCGCCAGCAGCAUUUCCCCCCCAGUUGGCCUGCAGAGUUUCCGGGGGCCCCCGGGGGGCCCCCCUCUGGGGGCCCCCCAGGGGGCCCCCCUGGGGGCCCCCCAGGGGGCCCCCCUAGGGGCCCCCCUGGGGGCCCCCCCGGGGGCCCCCCAGGGGGCCCCUGGUGCUGGUUUGGACCUUGAGGCUUUCUUAGAAACUGACGAAGGAGAACUUGCUGCACUAAACCCUCCCUUGGCUUUUGCUGAAGUCACCGAGCCCGCGACUGAGAGCCAGAGCCUCCUGCUGCUGCAGCAGCAGCAGCAGCAGCAGCAGCAGCAGCAGCAGCAGCAGCAGCAGCAGCAGCAGGAGGAAGAGUCUGAGGAGCUUCCUGUGUCCUUGCGUCAGCGGCUCUCAGCUGCUUCCGCCCUGCACCCCGACGGGGGGCCCCCCGGGGGCCCCUCCCCCGCAGAAGCCCCCCUGGGGGCCCCCCCAGGGGCCCCGCAGGGAUCCCCCCAGGGGGCCCCCCGGGGGCCCCCCGCGGCGGGGUCCCCCCCUUCGGGGGCCCCCCAGGGGGCCCCCCGGGGUGCCCCCCUAGGGGCCCCCGAGGGGGGGGCCCCCCUGGGGGCCCCCGAGGGGGGGGCCCCCCAGGGGCCCCCCGAGGGGGGGGCCCCCCAGGGGGCCCCCCAGGGGGCCCCCGAGGGGGGGGCCCCCCAGGGGGCCCCCCUGGGGGCCCCCGAGGGGGGGCCCCCCUCGGCGCUGCAGGUGAGCAGCAAAGCGCAGGGCAUUCUGGCUGGGAUCGGGAGCGCUUUGCUGGGAAGUGCAGCAGGAACUUUGAUGGGGGGGGCGCAGCAAGCUUUAUCAGGACCUUUUGCAUUAAAUACUCCUCAGACGAACUUGACAGCAAACUUAGCUGCUGCUGCUCCUGCUGCUGCUGCUGCUCCUGCUGCUGCAGUGCCUGCGGCUGCUGCUGCAGCGCCUGCGGCUGCUGCGGCGCCUGCUGCUGCUGCAGCGCCUGCUGCUGCAGCAACGCAGCUGCUGCCAGCAGGCACUCUUCUUGCUGCUGCUGCUGCUGCUCCCGAAGACAGCAGCCACAACGUCACAGGAAUUGUCAUUGGACUUAUUUUGGGACUUUUCGCUCUUUGCCUCGUCGGCGGCUGCGUCUGGAAAAUGACCCGCAGGAAAAAACGACGCUGA